This is a messenger RNA of Chironomus riparius, 1394 nucleotides long. NCBI's taxonomy places the organism in Eukaryota, Metazoa, Arthropoda, Insecta, Diptera, Chironomidae. The record is from the annotation of a GenBank genome assembly.
UUUGAGUGUGAUAUUUUCAUCGUGAUAGAAGUGAAACUAUUUUGUUCAUCAUCAAUUUUGAAUUUUCAGGAUGUUGAAUUUUAAAAUAAUAAUUUCGAUAAUUGUGUUUUCAAAUUUCAUAUUCAGCAAUGUUAGCGCACAGCAGAAUUCAAGUGUAUCAAGUAUAUUGGACUCGCUUAUGGAAGGAUAUGAUAAACGAGUGAGGCCAAAUUAUGGAAAAAAUCCCGUAAAUGUCGGAGUAUCAAUGUACAUACUGUCAAUUCAUUCCUUCUCUGAAUCUGACAUGGAAUACACAAUGGACUUUUAUUUCCGACAGUUUUGGAAUGACCCAAGGCUAGCAUUUAGAAAGACACCAUCAAUCGCUUCAAUUUCACCUGGAUAUGAGUACGGAAGAGGAUUGUGGACGCCUGAUUUAUUUUUUGUAAAUGAGAAGGAAUCAUUUUUACAUGCAAUCACAACUAAGAAUGAGUUUUAUAGGAUCGAUUCGACCGGAAAUGUUGUUAAAAGUUUGAGAUUAAGUGUCACAUUUUCAUGCUCAAUGAAUUUUAUGAAAUAUCCGAUGGAUAAACAAAUUUGUACAAUUCCAAUAGAAAGCUACGGUCAUUACGCAAACGACAUUGUAUUUUAUUGGCGCAAUGAAAGAGAAUCAGUUGGUGUCAACAGUGACAUUACUCUACCUUUGUUUUCAGUCACCAAUAUUGAUACAUCACAUGAAUUGAUAUCACAAACCCAUGGCAACUAUUCAAGAAUAUCAGUGUCAUUGGGAUUCCAAAGAUCAGUUGAAUAUUAUUUGAUUCAAAUUUACAUCCCAUGCAGCAUGGUUGUUAUUAUGGCUUGGCUCAGCUUCUUCUUGAACAAAAAUGCCUCAAAUAUUCGUCUCGUAAUGUGCAUUGCUGGGCUUUUGUCAUUGAUUGUUGAGCUCCAAUGUCUAAACAGUUAUGUUCCGAAAACGUCAUAUGUUAAAGCUUUGGAUAUUUAUUCUGGAAUUUGUAUGACACUUGUGUUCGUGUCACUCGUUGAAUUUGCUUUCAUUUCCAACACUGAACAUUAUAAGGAAUCAACAAAAGUUCCAUGUGCUGACAAAAUAUGCCGUAUUGUGUAUCCAAUAUUCUUCAUCAUAUUCAACAUAGUUUAUUGGAUGAUCUACUGCCCAGGAUCUGAAAUCAUAUGAUCAAUAAUUUGAUCAAAAUUAUAAUCUUUGUUAUUUUAGAAUAAAAAGCUCAAAAUAAAACUUGAUCGCAUAUAAAUUCACAUAUAAUAUGAUAGAGAAAAGUGCAUCGCUAGAGACUAAAGCUAUAAAAUAAUUUUAAAUCUAUAAAUUGUUAUGACUUUUCCCAUUAGUUAUUCCAAAAAUAUUGACAAUUUUAUUUUUUAAUAAAGUUUUUAAAAAUUGA